CCUCCGCGCUACUCCGUCGGGUCCCGCCUAUUUUCUGCUCCCCUGGAGCUUUAGGCUCGUCUUGGCCCAUUUGAAGACCAGGAAGUUGAUAAAUCGCGAGGCCCGCUGCUGAGAGACGGUGGCUCGGGUGGGACAAUCGCCAGGGAUGGCGGAGCGUAAGGAUGGAGCGGGUGUCCGGGCUGCUUUCCUGGACGCGGAGCAGAGUCCUGUGGCUCUCCGGCCUCUUUGAGCGGGGAGCUGCCCGGCAGCCCCGGAUCAUGGAAGAGAAAGCGCUAGAGGUUUAUGAUUUGAUUCGAACCAUCCGGGACCCAGAGAAGCCCAAUACCUUAGAAGAACUGGAAGUGGUAACCGAAAGUAGUGUGGAGGUUCAGGAGGUAAACGAAGAAGACUAUUUGGUUAUUAUCAGGUUCACGCCAACAGUACCUCACUGCUCUUUGGCAACCCUUAUCGGGCUGUGCUUAAGAGUGAAACUUCAGCGGUGUUUACCGUUUAAACAUAAGUUGGAAAUCUACAUUUCGGAAGGAACCCACUCAACGGAGGAAGACAUCAACAAGCAGAUAAAUGACAAAGAGCGAGUGGCAGCUGCAAUGGAAAACCCCAAUUUACGGGAAAUCGUGGAACAGUGUGUCCUUGAACCUGACUGAUUGCUGUUUUAAGAGCCACUUAACUUUAAUUGUUUGGUAUAUUUGUUUAAAUUCUUUGUAAAAUGUAAAGAUUCAUGUUUAAUACAUAGGUGAUUUGUACCUCGAAGCAUUUUUUUAAUGGAUGAUUUGCAAGCAAGAUUUAAUUAUAUGUAGUACCUAGUUUGUUCAGUGUAUAACAUUCUCAGGAUUUGUAACACUUAAAUGAUCAGACAGAAGAAUAUUUUCUAGUUAUUAUGUGUCAGACAAGUUGCUAUUUUUCUGACUCCUCUUCUGGUACAACUACUUUUCAUGUCAAAUAUUUACUGUGCCCAAAUGCGUUCAAUUUAAAUCAUUACUCUGUAGAAUAAAUAAAACAGAGAUGAUUCUUGUAAUGACA
Molecule: messenger RNA, 1020 nt
Organism: Felis catus (domestic cat)
Lineage: Eukaryota; Metazoa; Chordata; Mammalia; Carnivora; Felidae
Gene: CIAO2A
Product: cytosolic iron-sulfur assembly component 2A
Exons: 5
Coding region: 162-644 (160 amino acids)
Source: RefSeq, a predicted model, not a curated record